Messenger RNA from Nicotiana attenuata, 2339 nucleotides. Its product is annotated as O-acyltransferase WSD1-like. The coding region runs from base 108 to 2165 and encodes 685 amino acids. Gene Ontology annotation, biological process: triglyceride biosynthetic process. Gene Ontology annotation, cellular component: plasma membrane. The transcript has 9 exons. Gene Ontology annotation, molecular function: diacylglycerol O-acyltransferase activity; long-chain-alcohol O-fatty-acyltransferase activity. NCBI's taxonomy places the organism in Eukaryota, Viridiplantae, Streptophyta, Magnoliopsida, Solanales, Solanaceae. The record is from RefSeq and is a predicted model, not a curated record.
GCAACAAGAAAACAAAAAGAGUCACAGAAUCAAGUGAUAUAGUCACACAUUAAAACUUUUUCAGAGUUGCCAUAUCUUUUUGACAUCAAACUGUACGAAAAAAAAAAAUGGAGUCACCAGUCACAGGAUUAAGAUGCAGAACAACAGGACCAUCAUUUCUAAAGCCAAUAGAUACAAAGAGGAAAGCCAUUGAAGAGUACGAAAUGGUGGCUGUGGAAACAGAACCAUUGAGUCCAACUGCUCGUUUGUUUCACGAUCCAACUUUUAAUGUCCAUGUCGUUGCUAUUAUGGCCACAAAAACUCGGAUUUCACCUCAGCCUGUCAAGGAGAAGUUGGAGCUUACUUUGCUUAAGCAUCCUCGUUUCACUAGCUUGCUGGUUGUGGAUGAAGAUAAUUCAGCAGACAUGAAAUGGGUGCAAACAAAAGUUGAUUUGGAGCAACAUGUUAUAGUACUAGAAGUGGAUGAAAGUCAAUUGACCGAAUCACCAGAAAAGUUCGUGGAGGAUUAUAUUUACAACCUUAGCAAAACCAACCUCGACAAAUCAAAGCCACUUUGGGACCUUCACAUUAUCAAUGUCAAAACUCGCGAUGCAGAGUCCGUGGCAUUUCUCCGUGUUCACCAUUCUCUUGGUGAUGGCACCUCUCUUAUUUCUCUUUUACUCGCGUGCACUCGCCAAACUGCUGAUGAUCUCAAGCUUCCUACAAUCCCAACCAAAAAACGGAGGCCUACACCUUCAGGUUAUUCAGAAAAGGAAGGGUCGUUCAGAUUAUGGCAGUAUUUGGGAAAAUUUUGGCUUUUCAUAAACAUGAUACUCAAUACUAUAGUGGAUCUUUUGAUGUUCUUAGCCACAGUCAUCUUUUUUAAGGAUACAAAAACUCCAAUGGCAGCUCCACCUAACUCUGCGUCUAACGGUAGACGAAUAGUUCACAGGAUAAUCAAUUUGGAUGAUUUGAAGUUGGUGAAAAAUGCUAUGAAUGUGACUAUAAAUGAUGUUGCCCUGGGAAUAACACAAGCUGGUUUAUCUAAAUAUCUCAAUAGAAGAUAUGCCGUUGGUAAGGAAGAUAAGGGAGCCACUGAGAGAAACAACAAUCUUCCCAAGGACAUUCGACUACGAUCAUGUCUUAUUAUAAACCUAAGACCCUCUGCAGGAAUUGAAGAUUUAGCAGAUAUGAUGGAGAAGGGCACAAAACAAAAGGGAGGUUGGGGAAAUUGGUUUGGUUAUGUGCUCUUACCUUUCAAGAUUGCAUUGCGUGAUGAUCCUUUAGAUUAUGUUAAAGAAGCAAAGGCAACAGUAGAUCGCAAGAAACGCUCAUUUGAAGCUUUAAUCACAAUGAUGUUAGCUGAAGUACUAGUCAAAAUAUUUGGUGCCAAGGUAGCAACAGCAGUGACUGUGAGAGCAUUCUCAAAUACAACAGUAUGCUUCACCAACUUGGUUGGACCACAGGAAGAAAUUGGGUUCUGUGGCAACCCUAUUACUUAUCUUGCUCCAGGUGCUUAUGGGCAGCCAAGUUGUAGCAAAAACAAUCAGAAUUGUGAUUCUUGCGGAACACAAGAACCCGAGAGUAACGAGUUCAUAUCAGCACUAGCAGCUGGUAUGAGUGCCAAAUUAAUGGUAGAAGUCACCUCUGAAGUCUCUCCAUCAACUGUGGCUUUAGCAGCAGCUGCUCGUCAAACAGGAGGUAAAGUUGUAUGCAUUAUUCCGGAGCAAAAACUGGACAAGACACAAAAAGUGAUUGAAGAAACAGGGCUAAAUGACAUGGUAGACUUCAAGACUGGGGACCCUGUUGAUGUCUUGCCUCACUACGAGAACAUCGAUUUCUCUCUCGUUGAUUGCAAGACUAAAAACUACGAUAUGUUGAUCGAAAAACUUGAUGUUAAUCCCGAAAGAUCAGUUGUAGUCACAAAUAAUGUAGAAGGGAGAAAUGGGGUUAGAGGAAAAUUGAAAAAAGUGGAGAAUGAGGUUAACAUAUAUUCAACAAAGCAUCAUAUAGGUAAAGGUUUAGAGGUUACUAUGAUAGAAAGAAGCAGAUUAGGAAGUCAUAGUCAUGGUCAUCAAAGAGGAGAAAAAAAGAGGGGUAAAGUGAAAUUGAGUGAAAAAAGCAAAUGGGUGUUUGAAAUUGAUGAAAAAAGUGGUGAAGAACAUAUAUAUAGGACGAAAAAUUGAUUGGGGUAUAAGUUUUUAAGCGAAGAAAAGAGGUGUGACAAUACUCUUAAGAUAAAGUUACCGAUCAAUUGCGGUCAAGUGUGUGUAGAUAAAUAGAGAGCUACUUUUCUUUUCUUGUUGUAAUUGUUUUAGAUUUGAUUAACCUCCCUCCCUAUCCUUUUCUUUCCUCUUCAA